AUGCUGAAGAUGCUCUCCUUCAAGCUCCUGCUGCUGGCCGCCGUGGCGCUGGGCUUCUUCGAGGGCGACGCCAAGUUCGGGGAGCGGGGCGAAGGGGGCGCCGCGCGGCGGAGGCGCUGUCUCAACGGCGGCCCCCCGAAGCGCCUGCGGCGGCGCGAGCGCCGGCUGCCGUCCCAGCUGGAGCCGCUGGCGGCCGGCGGCGGGGCCGGCGGGGCCGGCGGCGGGGGCGGCGAGGUCCUGUGCGGCGCCUUCUACCCGCGCCUGUCCUGCUGCCUGCGCGCCGACGGCCAGGGCCUGGGCCGCCUGGAGAACAAGAUAUUUUCUGCUACCAACAACACCGAGUGUGGGAAGUUGCUUGAGGAAAUCAAGUGUGCCCCUUGCUCACCCCAUUCUCAGAGCCUGUUCCACUCACCCGAGAGAGAAGUCCUGGAAAGAGACCUCGUGCUACCCCUGCUCUGCCCCGAGUACUGCAAAGAAUUCUUUUAUACUUGCCGAGGCCAUAUUCCAGGUUUUCUUCAAACAACGGCUGAGGAGUUUUGCUUUUACUAUGCAAGAAAAGAUGGCGGGCUAUGCUUCCCAGAUUUUCCUAGAAAACAGGUCAGGGGGCCAGCGUCGAACUACUUGGAUCAGAUGGAAGACUACGACAAAGCCGAGGAGAUCAGCAGGAAGCACAAGCCCAAUUGCUUCUGCGUCCAGGAGGUGGUCAGCGGGCUACGGCAGCCCGUGGCCGCCCUACAUAGUGGCGAUGGCUCACACCGUCUCUUUAUUCUGGAAAAAGAAGGUUACGUGAAGAUUCUGACCCCGGAAGGAGACAUUUUCAAGGAGCCUUAUUUGGAUAUUCACAAACUUGUUCAAAGUGGAAUAAAGGGCGGAGAUGAAAGAGGACUGUUAAGCCUUGCAUUCCAUCCCAAUUACAAGAAGAAUGGCAAGCUGUACGUGUCUUACACCACCAAUCAGGAGCGGUGGGCCAUGGGGCCCCACGACCACAUCCUCAGGGUCGUGGAAUACACAGUCUCCAGGAAGAAUCCCCACCAGGUGGACCUGCGGACAGCCAGGGUGUUUCUGGAAGUGGCCGAACUCCACCGGAAGCACCUGGGGGGACAGCUGCUCUUUGGCCCCGACGGCUUCCUGUACAUCAUCCUUGGCGAUGGGAUGAUCACCCUGGACGACAUGGAGGAGAUGGACGGGUUAAGUGACUUCACAGGCUCCGUGCUGAGACUGGACGUGGACACGGACGUGUGCAACGUGCCUUACUCGAUACCUCGGAGCAACCCCCACUUCAACAGCACCAACCAGCCCCCGGAAGUGUUCGCCCACGGGCUGCAUGAUCCAGGCAGAUGUGCCGUGGACCGGCAUCCCACUGAUAGAAACAUCAACUUAACAAUACUUUGUUCUGAUUCCAAUGGAAAAAACAGAUCGUCAGCCCGAAUCUUACAGAUAAUAAAGGGCAAAGAUUACGAAAGUGAGCCGUCACUUUUAGAAUUCAAGCCAUUCAGUAACGGCCCCUUGGUUGGUGGAUUUGUUUACCGAGGCUGCCAGUCUGAAAGACUGUAUGGAAGCUACGUGUUUGGCGACCGGAAUGGGAAUUUUCUAACUCUCCAGCAAAGUCCCGUCACCAAGCAAUGGCAAGAGAAGCCGCUGUGCCUGGGCACCGGUGGGUCCUGUCGCGGGUAUUUUUCGGGUCACAUCCUGGGAUUUGGAGAAGAUGAAUUAGGUGAAGUGUACAUCUUAUCAAGCAGUAAAAGUAUGACCCAGACUCACAAUGGAAAACUCUACAAAAUUGUAGAUCCCAAAAGACCUUUGCUGCCUGAGGAAUGCAGAGCCGCCGUGCAGCCCGCGCAGACGCUGACGUCGGAGUGCUCCCGCCUCUGUCGCAACGGCUACUACACCCCGACGGGCAGAUGCUGCUGCAGCCCCGGCUGGGAGGGCGACUUCUGUAGGAUCGCCAAAUGUGAGCCAGCCUGUCGACACGGAGGUGUCUGCGUGAGGCCCAACAAGUGCUUGUGUAAGAAAGGCUACCUGGGGCCCCAGUGUGAACUCGUGGACAGGAACAUCCGCAGAGUGACGCGGGCAGGUAUUCUCGAUCAGAUCAUUGAUAUGACAUCUUACUUGCUGGGUCUCACAAGUUACGUUGUAUAGUCUCUGGGACUGUUGGAAUAUUCCUUUCCAGUGGGCAUUUAUUUUUUAUCCUGUCAUUAAAAA
Molecule: messenger RNA, 2202 nt
Organism: Perognathus longimembris pacificus (Pacific pocket mouse)
Lineage: Eukaryota; Metazoa; Chordata; Mammalia; Rodentia; Heteromyidae
Gene: Hhip
Product: hedgehog interacting protein
Exons: 13
Coding region: 1-2139 (712 amino acids)
Source: RefSeq, a predicted model, not a curated record